AUGGACUCCCUGUUUCUGCUGUCCAAGAACUUACUCAUUAGUCCCUCUGUGACCCGCACGUCUGUCCGACCAAAAGCCUACAUUCAAGUGACUGGGAGGUGGAAGAGAGUUGGUUUGGAGUUUUCUCCAACAAAUAGGCUUCACCUGUCCAAUCCCCGGGAUUCGAACGUUCUCCAAAAUACUCAUGGGUCUAGAGGCCCGCAACCUGCCCAUGGUUUGGAAUUAUAUUCAAAACACAGUCAUAAGAAAGAGUCUUCUUAUUCCGGAGGGAAGCCUGGACGGGUUGCGCCAGGAAGGGUGGGGUUGGAGGAGUCAUCUAGGCUACCGGAACGGAAAAGGACUAAGAAGACGAUCUGUACUUACGACGCACGUACGCUUGCAUCGGAAGCGGCCAUCGAAGAUCUGAUGAUGCAAGCCAAAAAGAUUAAGUACGACGUCAUCGGACUGACCGAGAUGAAACGACGCCACCCUCUCUACGCCGCAUAUGAAACUGGAGAAGAAGUGUUCUCAGGAGCAUGCGACAGUAGAGGAGUCAUUGGAGUUGGUGUCCUCGUCAACAAGAGUAUAGCAAUAAACAUCGGCUCUUUCGAACAACUUUCGACCCGGAUCGGACAUUUGCGGACUCCAUCAUCAAGCUACGAAGAAGAGGAAGUUGAAGUUUUCUAUGUGGACCUGGAAAAGUUCUACAGAGAAGAUCAUACCUUUUACAAUGUCAUUGUUGGUUAUUUCCACGCCAAAAUUGGCCCUAAAAGAACUCCUGAGGAACUUCACAUCAACAUCCACGGCCUAGAAUGGAAUGAACAAGUUAAGUGGCUUUCCAUUUUCAUCAUGACGAGUAAAACCAUCCAUCCGAACUGGCAAGAAGCCCUUUCCUCCCUCUCUAGAGCUGAUACAUCGGCGUAG
Messenger RNA from Necator americanus (New World hookworm), 903 nucleotides. RefSeq lists its product as uncharacterized. Lineage: Eukaryota; Metazoa; Nematoda; Chromadorea; Rhabditida; Ancylostomatidae. Bases 1 to 903 code for a protein of 300 amino acids. The transcript has 2 exons. The record is from RefSeq and is a predicted model, not a curated record.